UAGAAGAUUCCGGGAGGUGUUCGCGGAAAGUUGGUGCGCACCUGGAGGCUCCUAGAAGAUUCCGGACCCUUGGGACCAGAGCUCCCUCCAGUUUCUAAAGCAACCCCUUACGCACAGUGGAUUGAGGCGGUCCUAAGCGCUCCUGGCUCCAGGUUCACCUAGUCUGAUAACCAGAAAGUGAUUUUGUGGACGUCUCUCCUGAGCCUUACAGCCCCGAGGAGUUAGGACCCCCUUCUGUCUGUUACAGCCCCAACAAUCCAGCACAGAUUCUAGAAGACCUCACCUACUUUUACCCAGACCUCCCACUCUAUCCUGGGAGGCAUGACGCCUGUGCUUUGACAGCGGAGGCAAGCAGUGGCAUCAAGGAAAAAGGUGUGGAGGAUCCUCUCUGUAACUUCCACUCCUCGAACUUCCUGCGGACUCCAGAGGUGGAAAUGAGAGGUUCCGAGGAUGCGGCAGCUGGAACAGUGUUACAGCGGCUGAUCCAGGAACAACUGCGCUAUGGCACCCCGACCGAGAACAUGAACUUGCUGGCCAUUCAGCACCAGGCUGCAGGGAGUGCAGGACCAGCCCACACCACAAACAACUUUUCUUCCACGGAAACUCUCCCUCAAGAAGACCCACAAAUGGUCUACCAGUCAGCACGCCAAGAACCGCAGGGUCAAGAACACCAGGUGGACAAUACGGUGAUGGAGAAGCAGGUCCGGUCCACACAACCUCAGCAGAACAAUGAGGAGCUGCCCACGUAUGAAGAGGCCAAAGCCCAGUCACAGUUCUUCAGGGGACAACAGCAGCAGCAACAGCAGCAGCAACAGCAACAGCAGCAGCAGCAGCAGCAGCAACAGCAGCCCCAGGGGCCCCUGGGCCAUGGUUACUACAUGGCUGGGGGUAGCAGUCAGAAGUCCCGCACAGAGGGGAGGCCCACGGUGAACAGGGCCAACAGUGGACAGGCGCAUAAGGAUGAGGCACUGAAAGAACUGAAACAGGGCCAUGUCCGCUCCCUCAGUGAGAGGAUCAUGCAGCUGUCACUGGAGAGGAAUGGGGUCAAGCAGCACCACCCUGGCCCUGGGAGUGGAAAGGGGUUCAAAGCGAGUGGGGGGCCCUCCCCAGCCCAGCCUACCAGUAAAGCGCUGGACCCUCGUGGUCCUCCUCCCGAGUAUCCCUUUAAGACCAAGCAAGUGAUGUCUCCGGUGAGCAAGAACCAGGACCACGGACUUUACUACAGUGACCAGCACCCUGGUGUGCUCCAUGAGAUGGUUAGGCCUUACCCUGCUCCCCAGCCUGCGAGAACAGAAGUGGCCGUCCUGAGGUACCAGCCACCCCCUGAGUAUGGGGUUACCAGCCGCCCAUGCCAGCUUCCGUUCCCAUCUACAGUACAGCAGCACAGCCCCAUGUCCUCGCAGACCUCCUCCAUCAGCGGGCCUCUGCACCCAGUCUCCUUGCCGCUCCCACUUCCCAUGGCCCUGGCGGCUCCACAACCCCCACCGUCCUCCCCAAGUCAGCAGCUCGGACCAGACGCCUUUGCGAUUGUGGAGCGAGCCCAGCAGAUGGUGGAGAUACUCACAGAGGAGAAUCGCGCACUUCACCAGGAGCUGCAAGGCUACUAUGACAAUGCUGACAAGCUCCACAAGUUUGAAAAAGAACUCCAGAGGAUUUCAGAAGCCUAUGAGAGUCUGGUUAAGUCCACCACAAAGCGGGAGUCACUGGACAAAGCGAUGAGGAACAAGUUGGAAGGAGAGAUUAGAAGACUUCAUGAUUUCAACAGAGACCUCCGAGAUCGACUGGAGACAGCCAACAGGCAACUGUCCAGCAGAGACCACGAUGGGCACGAAGACAAAGCUGCGGGGGGGCAUUGCGCACUCCAAAACAGAGAAUUCUUGAAGGAAAAAGAGAAGCUGGAAAUGGAGUUAGCUGCAGUGCGGACUGCGAGCGAGGACCAUCGGAGACACAUAGAGAUCCUGGACCAGGCUUUGAGUAACGCCCAGGCCAGGGUGAUCAAGCUGGAAGAGGAGCUACGAGAAAAGCAAGCCUAUGUGGAGAAAGUUGAGAAGCUUCAGCAGGCAUUGACCCAGCUGCAGUCGGCAUGUGAGAAGCGAGAGCAGAUGGAGCGCAGGCUGCGGACCUGGCUGGAGAGGGAAUUGGAUGCACUGAGGACCCAGCAGAAACAUGGCAAUGGGCAGCCAGCCAGCGUGCCAGAAUAUAAUGCCCCAGCCCUCAUGGAACUUGUGCGGGAGAAGGAGGAGCGAAUCUUGGCUCUGGAGGCUGACAUGACCAAAUGGGAGCAGAAGUACCUGGAGGAGAGCACCAUCCGACACUUUGCCAUGAGCGCUGCAGCCACUGCUGCAGCUGAGAGGGACACCACGAUCAUCAACCACUCGAGAAAUGGCAGCUAUGGUGAGAACUCUCUGGAGACCCACAUCUGGCAGGACGAGGAGGAGGUGGUGCAGGCGAACAGGAGGUGCCAGGACAUGGAGUACACCAUCAAAAACCUCCAUGCCAAAAUCAUAGAGAAAGAUGCCAUGAUAAAGGUCCUUCAGCAGCGAUCUCGUAAAGAUGCAGGGAAGACAGACUCCUCCAGCCUGAGGCCCGCCCGCUCCGUGCCCUCCAUCACCUCAGCCACUGGGACACACUCCCGACAGGCCUCUCUUACCAGCAGCCAGCUGGCCGAAGAGAAGAAGGAGGAGAAGCCCUGGAAAGGGAGCAUAGGGUUGCUGCUUGGGAAGGAGCACCAUGAACAUGCUUCUGUCCCCUUGCUGGUGAGCUCACCUGCCUCUGCACUGUCCCCGCCGGUUCCUGCAACUCCGACCAGUAGUACCCAUGCCAAGACAGGCAGCAAGGACAGCAGCACACAGACCGACAAGAGCACUGAGCUCUUCUGGCCCAACAUGGCCUCCCUUCCCAACCGCAGCAGGCUGAGUGCCACCCCUUCCAACAGCCCGAUCCUGAAACACCCAGUGGCCAAAGGGACCAUGGAGAAACUAGAGAACUCUCCUGGCCAUGGAAAGUCAGUGGACCACAGAGGCCGCGUCAGCUGUUUGCUGCACAAGCCCGAGUUCCCAGAUGGAGAUAUGAUGGAAGUGCUCAUCUAACUGCCUUCCCUUUUCAUACCACAGUGUUGACAAAGAAGAAAAGAGGCAGAGAGGGAGAAGAAAGAUUGAGAAAGGUAGCAGAUGUGAAACCAGGAAUGAUGUGAACUGACAGGUUUCAGAUUCAUAAUAACCAUUUCUGUAAAUGUGACACAAACACACACCUACAUGACUGCGAGUAAAGCGAACACUAUGGAGUUUUAUUACAGAUGGUGGAAGAGGUGAUGCAUGUAGGUUGGGAACCGAGUUAAGAAGAAAUAGUAAAUGAGUAAAGAAGAAAUAGUAAAUGGCAUUUUUCAUUGUAGAGAAAUUGUAUGUGUUGGGGAGGCUCUGUGUUCCCCUGUUCUCAGGUUACAAACAGAUAAAUCAUAACAUGGACCUUCUUGGAAUAGCCCCAUUUUCCUUGUCUCUUAGCAUGUUUUGUUUAAGAAGAUCUUGCUAACAAUUUCUGGAACCCAACUUGGCAUAAUGCAGUAUGACUAUGCCAUCACGGAGCAUUGUGUGUGUGUGUGUGUGUGUGUGUGUGUGUGUGUGUGUGUGUGUGUGUAUAGCAUCCAGUGGUGACAGAGAAAUUCCUCAGGCAGUCUCUUCACCAUUGUACCUGUUUGUUUGCGUUUUGAGACAAGCAUAGUGUUUCUUCACUUUUCUGGAUUCAGUGAUAAUUUGUAAACAGUAUGGGAGCGUGAUGACCUUGGUUUUCAUCUACCAUCACUUCUCCAAGUUUAUCUGCCUGCUCUCUUUUGUUUAAUUUUAUUUUGUUGUUGGUGGUCCUUAUUUUGUUUUCUUGUGUUUAAUAAGACAGAAGAGUCCCUUAAGUGUGAGAGUUAGGAGAACUGCCAUUGUUCCUGCCUUGCCCAGCAGGAUAGAGUCACUUGCUGGCUUCCUGGCCGCUUCCUCGCUGAUUGGGCCACAGCUGUUAUCUUCAUUCUGCCUGAGCUAUGGAAGCUUGGGUGAGGCUCAUGAUUGCAUGGGUCACUGUCAUCUUGCAUCAAGGUCAUGGUACUGGUCUCAGUGUCUCUCCCAUCAGCUCCCUUGGAAGGAGCUUGGUAGUUCCAUCCCAUUGCCCUGUUGGAUGGAGACACUCAGAAUGAUGCUUCGGGAAACUGAGGACAGUGCAUACAUAACUGGCUGGGUGGCAUCCGUAAUCUCACCGUGCCCCCUGGACCUUUGUCUUGCAUGUGGGGUUUGAUAGCCUGUUCACCCCCACCCCACCUGGGCUUGGCCCUGACUGCUGAUGAUGAGCACACAGGCUUCUCUGCUCACUUCUUUGCCAUUAACUUGCUUCGUAGCUUAUCAGGCCAGUAAAUACACAGUGUGGUCAGGUUUUUUAAGGUUUUACAUGGAAAAUAAUUUACUCAAAGUGAGGCAGAAACGCAGUGGGAAUGAGCAGGCCCAAAUAAAUGGGGCGGGGAGAUGGGAAUCUCUGAAGCCUCUGCUGGGACUGUUUUUUUCGCAUACAUGGCUAUAAACACUGAAUUCCAGUACAAGUACAGGAAGUACUGGCUUGGGAAAGAGGUGAAGCUAGUCAGGUGGCCCUGAAAGAUCCCGAAUCAUCUACCAGAUCAGAGGGAUCUGUGUUUCCCAGGCCCUUUCCUCAGACCUAUUUUAGGAAAAGGGAAGAGAGAGUUCUAGCUCUGUGACUAUAAAGUCCCCCGUAAAUGCCACACAGAAGACACCAUGCUCGGAAAGCUUGGUAUAGGUCAUUUAUUCCAGGACUGGUGGUUGGAGGGUUACAAACACCCUUGUAGCAAUACAGCCUUCCCAAGCUGCCUUGGGGAAGGAUGGCAAGAGGUGUCAGCUGCAAAGGAGGUAGGAAAUCAGCUCCAUUGACCAGUACACCUCUGAGCCUUCCCUCAGAUCAGAUGGGAUCUCCUUAGCUCUGCCCGCGGAGGUUGGUGCUACCUGGCUUCUCUUUACAUUUUCUCAUCUCAUAGUGAGCAGAGGGGUAUUUAAAGAAGUAGAAACCAAGGGAGCUCUGAGACUCUGAGUUCCAAACUUGCAAGUGUCUUGUUGUGUGGGAAGUCUCAGUGGGAGAGGGGCUAAAUAUAGAUAUAUAAGUUCCCCCUACCUUUUGCAAGGAUGAAGUAAGUUCCACUGAUGGAAACUUCUCUUAGGGCAUGCACACUGCCUCCUGCUGGUGCUGCAUAUGAACUAGAAAUAGAAAGUAAAUGUGCAGAGAUGGAAAACAGGUUUGCUUUUCCAGCCCCACUUCUAAUGUCUCUGCCAACCCGUUUAAGCUGGCUCCCCACCAGUGGGUAAAGGCAGUGUCACAGUCCAGUUCAUCCUGAAGCCUGCUCUCAUAGGCUGGCACAUCAGCACACUAUGACAGGAACACUCUCUGCUGUAGGUCCCUCUGCAUUGGCAAGUAUUGCAGUUGUCAGAGCACCUGGGAAACACAGCUAUUUUUCAGGCUCCAAUGACAAUGUUAGAGUGGCUUUGUCCAUCUGGUAUUCUUGCUAAUCUGCCUUGAGGAAAGGGCUCCUGUCAAAUCGCUUCUUUUAUAGGAGUUCGUCCAGGCCAGAAGCUUGGCUUACUAGAGAUAAUGGGUUGCAGGCUCUGAACAGCCACUUUGAGGUCUGAGUAGUUCACAGAAUAUGAUCUGACUCUGAAAAGAACAAUGCCAUGUAGAUUUUCUGUAGUAUUCAUUAUAUGCAAGGACUAUAGUAAGUACAUUUUGACUAGUCCCCAAAGCCCUAGAGGAGCAAGGCCAAGUUUAGUCAUGUGAUUAAACAGAUACAGCAACUAGGCUCAGCUGACUGUGUCCCCUCUGAAAGCCUCAGUGCCCCAAGAAGCUAGGGCUUAAAACAAAGGCUCAGAAGAGAAGUCUGAACCACAGGCUGCACAUCCUUGAACAUGACAUGCAGUGUAAUGCCUCGGCACUCUGUGGCCCGUUGUCAUAUGUGUGCGCACACACAAGCUACUACAUCUCUAGGGACACAAGAAAUAGAACAAAGCCUAGAGCUCCUGUAAUUACCCAUCCAUACUAGGCAGGGAUGGAAGUGUUUGUGCUCUUGCCUAAGCACAACUUCAAAGUACACCCAGAAGUUACUGCCUCAUUGUCUUGAGACUUAGUCUUCAGACUUUGCCAGGAGCAUCUGAUCCCGAACUUGAGUGUUCUAUCUCAGGGAGGAAUGGUAAAGUCUUUGGGUUCGAGGGAAAAUUGGCAAGCAUAAUCCUGCCUUAUCCCUGAGUAGGCUGUGUGGUGAUGUCGGCAUGCUGCAGGGUGAAGUUGCUGAAGUCAGAUCUCUAAAAGCGCAGUUUAACCAAGUAGAUCAUCGCUGUUAGAGCUGCCGGAGGGAAAAUAUUCUCUGCCAAACAUUUCAGAGUAUUGAAGAGCAUUUAGAUUGUCCCUUUUUUUUCCCAGAAGCUGGUAGCCAAUGGCCAUGUGGAGAUCAUCAUGUUCCCACUAUGCCCACAGGGCAAGGCUUCCCCAGUCCUCUCCAACUUCAACUGGUGUUAGAAAGCCAUGCAGCCCCUUGCUGCUUCAGCUCUGCAAAGGCUGCCCUUUGGAAUGUGUGUGUUUGACUAUGCAGGGCUGUCAGUGGGUAUCAAGAUGGUUGCUCCCAGUGAGGUUUGAGUUCAGAACAAGGAUUUCGUGGUUCUGAUGACCAGGAAGGAAGUCCUUAGUGGGUCCCCUUCAGAGAAGUAGGUUGGUGCCAGCCACCUGUUCCCCCAUGAUGCAGUGGCUGAAACCUGGUCAUGCUAAGUAUUGGUGGGCUGAGAAACACUCCUCCCUGCACAGUCUGUUGUGUCCCAGAGACUUGUGUGGAGAGUAACAUGAUGCUUGGGUCCUGGGAGUCAGUGAAGAAGAAAGGGGGUUUGGAAAGAUUUUAAGACAGGCAGCUCACAAGUAGACUGCCCAGAGCUGUGCUGAGCCAGAAGUUGCAUUCUCCCAAACCAAGAACACCAGGGUCCCACCCCAGCUUCUCACAUUAGAUCCUGUCUGCAUCUGAGCAGAUAGCUGUGUUCUUUCUAUGAUCCUGCACUCCCAAGCAAAGCUAUUGGAAGGGCGAGCUCAUGAAUGUUCAAGUUGGUAAAGACAGAGCAUGACCAGUCCACCAAAGUGGAGAUGGCUGUGGUCUAUCUGCUUUAUGAAUGUUGGCUGUCUUUUCUUCUUAUUCUUCUUUUCAUUUUAUUGAUAUGUUUAAAAUGUAUUCAUUUGAUGAGAGGAAUGUUUAGUGGAUUUUCUCUGAUGUGUGGCUCCUGGCAAAAAGGGCAGAAUAAUUAAGAAGUUGCCAGAUGCUGGUUAGCCAAGAGUAUGCAAUGGUCAGCAUUUCAGUAAAUGAACUUCUUGUGGAAUUAGUGAGUAAUAUUUUCCCUCUUUAAGUAGUCUACCCUUUUCUCAUUUAGUAAUUUAAUGGUAUAUUAUGAUGUGUGUGUGUCAUACAUACAUACAUACAUAUGUACAUACAGGCAUACACAUACAUACAUAUAAGUACGUACAUAUGAGGUAAAAUUUCUUUUCUCAAUAUCUAGAAAAUCCAAGUGUUUUACCCCACCUUGUCUUCCUUCAUGUGGGUGAGAGAUUUGGGAUUAUUCCAGAACAUUCCACAAUCAGCUCGUCAAACAUUUGAAAAUCUCUAUAAAAUUGGCCUUCAGGUUCUGGCAUGUUCCUCUGAUUCAAGACAAAAAGAAAACAAAACAAGAACAAACAAACCUUUGUGUUUUGAGGAUUUUUAGUUUUGGGAACAAUCCCAAGUUGUUCACAGCACAGUUGAAUGAAUACAGAUGGCAAUUAAGACAACACAAAAAUUCCUAAGAAGUGUCUUUGAACAAAUCUUCAGAUUCAGAGCCUCUGAACACACCAUUUGAGAAUGGAGGAUACUUGUUAGUACACACAGCUCGGGGGGUUCACUUACAAAAUCACUCCUCUUGCCAUACCUCAUAUGUGUUUACAGCUCUGCUUAUACUACAUGCUAAGUGCAUAUUCUUCCAUAUGAACACCAGGUAGGUAUUGUGUAAAACAGAGACAUACUUAAGUGCAUGUUAUCGUCAUUAUGUUGUGACUGAGGUUGUAUGUCUUUGUUGAAACUGCUUCCUCACAUAAUGAAGUACUACCCUCUAUAUAAGGCAGUGCAUAUACAGCUUUUUCUUGCAUUAGCUCCUAAUGUUUUGCUGCCCAGUGCCAUGUUUACAUGUGAUUUUCCCCUAGGAUUCUGUUCUCAGAUACACACCUGGGAGUAUUUAUUGCAAGGCAGAAUGGGAAGAGAGCAUGCGCAGCUGUUUUAUUUGAAUAAGAUGUCCUUCCCUUCUGAGGAGAGAUGGUCGAGCCUCCUUGGCAAGACUCAGAACCAGUGUCAAAUUCUGCAAAGCAGGGGCCAACACAGGCACUCAAGUGCAGCCCACUCUUGAGAGUCACGAGGCCACUGUCCUUCCUGCCUGCAUGUGUGUUGCUGUGUUGGGUGCAGGUGCCACACUUCCAACAUGCUCUGGUAUCUGCGUAGCCUUUGGCAUCUUCUUGAUGCAGGUCUGAUUUGUGGGGUGGUACACAGAAGUGUACCGCCAGUGGUGUGUGUGUGUGCAGACGGGGGAGUAAAAGAACACCCAGGUCCCCACCCUCAGUGAACAUAGAUACUAUUAUUCUGCCAAAGACUUUCCUAUUCUUUGCUGCUUAAUCUUGUGCCUUAAUAUUGUAUGUAAUAAAUGGAUAAAAUAGCAACAAGA
This is a messenger RNA of Jaculus jaculus (lesser Egyptian jerboa), 8750 nucleotides long. It is a transcript of the gene Amotl1, whose product is annotated as angiomotin like 1. Gene Ontology annotation, cellular component: cytoplasmic vesicle; plasma membrane; bicellular tight junction. The transcript is spliced from 14 exons. Gene Ontology annotation, biological process: angiogenesis; hippo signaling; regulation of cell migration. NCBI's taxonomy places the organism in Eukaryota, Metazoa, Chordata, Mammalia, Rodentia, Dipodidae. The record is from RefSeq and is a predicted model, not a curated record. The coding region runs from base 435 to 3089 and encodes 884 amino acids.